Messenger RNA from Penaeus monodon (black tiger shrimp), 561 nucleotides. Its product is annotated as ubiquitin-conjugating enzyme E2 D2B-like. NCBI's taxonomy places the organism in Eukaryota, Metazoa, Arthropoda, Malacostraca, Decapoda, Penaeidae. The coding region runs from base 93 to 542 and encodes 149 amino acids. The transcript has 4 exons. The record is from RefSeq and is a predicted model, not a curated record.
GCUGUUUCUGCCAGUUCUGUUUCUACGGUUCUGUUGGUCGGUGUUCAGAGUUUUCAGUGUGCUAAGAGAUUUUAAAGAGAAACCCUUUCGGCAUGUCAGCAUUACAGAGGAUAACUAAGGAGCUGGAGGACAUCGCAGACAACCCUCCAGGCCAGUGCUCCGCAGGACCCGUGGGCAACGACCUGUUCCACUGCCGGGCGACCAUCAUGGGCCCCAAAGGCUCGCCGUUCGAAGACGGGACUUUCGACCUCGCUAUUGACUUCCCCGAAGACUACCCCUUCAAGCCGCCUAGCAUACGUUUCUUGACACCCAUCUACCACGUCAACAUCGACACAGACGGGAAUAUUUGCCUAGAUAUACUGAGCAGUGAGUGGAGUCCCGGCCUUUCCCUCUCCAAAGUUCUGGUGAUGAUCAUCGCCCUUCUCAACGAUCCGAACCCAGACGACCCCUUUCGAUGGGAUGCUUGCCAGGAAUACCAAAAUAACGAGGAAUCCUACAACAAGACAGCGAGGAGAUGGACGUAUAUGUACGCUGUCAAUUAAACACUUUUUUUUCUGUUUU